Branchiostoma floridae (Florida lancelet) is the source of this 2190-nucleotide messenger RNA. Its product is annotated as DDB1- and CUL4-associated factor 4-like. Gene Ontology annotation, cellular component: Cul4-RING E3 ubiquitin ligase complex. The transcript has 14 exons. Gene Ontology annotation, molecular function: protein binding. Bases 155 to 2185 code for a protein of 676 amino acids. The record is from RefSeq and is a predicted model, not a curated record. Lineage: Eukaryota; Metazoa; Chordata; Leptocardii; Amphioxiformes; Branchiostomatidae.
AACGGGGCACAGUGUAGCAGCGCCACCUUACGAUUUACAUUUACUUUGCAGGGUUGUUUUCACAAGGAGCGGACGAGUUAUUGGUAAAUCCGCGUCUAGGCUCCUUUGGCAUUGAAGUUGCAGGUCACUGGUAAAAUAAGGACCAGUAGAAAGGAUGUCGUCAUCGGAAAGAGGAAAGAAAAAUGGACGACGAAGACGACAAAACAGACGCAGGCAGAAAGAGCAGGACCAGACUAGUGUGCCGGGAUGUUUUCAUGAUCAACAUCAAGGAAGAAACAGAACAACUGAAAGUGACUCACAGUCGUCAGAUAGACCUUUCCAUAGCCAAGGAGAAAGAAAAGGACACAGUCCUCAACACAGUACUUAUCUUGACAGAGUACAAGAAACCUAUAAUCAACAACAAAGUUCAACACGGAGUCCAGUAGCAUCUAGUUCUAGCAGACAAGAAAAAGACCACAGUGAAGGUACAACUACAAGUAAACCCAUAAAUGGACUGAGAAAUGGUGGUGCAAGCGGCUUUGGAAACAAAGGACAGCGUAGAAACUCGUGGAGAAAUUCGCGGCAAAGACACGGCGAGAAUGAAACAAGUCUGAGGACUAAUACUAAUACUGGUAGUAGGACAGGUGGACAUUACAAUGCGAGAGACAGAUGGAAAAGCAAAACAGCUGGCCAAGAUUCCUUCAGAGAGGAAAGGCCAAGGAAAGGGCAGAGAAAGAGGAGCCGACAAGAAUGUGGGGAUGGGAAGUCAGGUGAUGCAGUUGCUAGGUUACCUGCAGGAGGGGUCAAAGGUCAGGGGUCAUCACCUGUGGCUGCCUCCAGCAGUCAAGAUGCAGGUGGACAACAGGCUGUGUCUGAGAUCCCAGGUUUUUAUUAUGACCCAGAGAAGAAGAAAUACUUCCGUGUGCUGCCCGGUCACAACAACUACAACCCCCUCACUACCGCCCACAUCCAGCAGAAACGGCAGGAGGAGACCCGGCAAGAGCUGCUGAAACAGGACAGGAACAGGACUGUACCAAAGGCCAGGGACAGCACAAGAACAGCCUGCUGUGGUCCUCACCUCCUUCUGAAGAGACAGCUCGGACAGUUUUCAUCUGGUCUGUCACAGAGGUGUGCUGAAGAGAGUUUCCUUGUUGAAAUGGAGAAACAGAAGCUGAUAGUUAACCUGUACGACUCCUCCACUCCAGAUACUGUCAACUUCUUAGCACUAGAGCCUGACAGCAGGUGCAAGCGGCUGCUGGCCCUGUCAGAUGCAAGGCGUAUCAGCAGCUGUCAGCUUGACUUUGUCUCAUUCAUGUCUCUCAACACCCUGGAUUCCAUGCAAAAGUCCUACAUGCAGUACUUCACUCCAGGAAAGGUGACAGGUAUUUGCUGGGCCUCUGUAACCGGACCAGAGUCCCACGCCCUAUUUUCAGUGUUAGAUGAAGGACCAGACACACCGUCAUGUGCAAGGCUCGUGUGUGCCGAGGUCAUGGCAAAUGAACAUCUUAUACCUGGCCCAGGUGGUGCAGGCCUUGUACGGGGUCGUAACUAUGAGGUCAAGUCUGCCUGGACCUGUGCUUGGAACUCCAACCCUGUCUUCUCCAAGUGCUUUAGUGUUGGUGCCAACAACAGCAGUGUGGUGAUUGACGCAUUUACCGGAGAGAGAGACAUCAUCAACACCAAGAGUGAUGUCUUUGCACAGAGAUUCUGUAGUACGUCUCCAGUGUUACUGAGUGGCACAAGAAGAGGUGAGAUCUUGGGGAGCGACCUGAGAGUGCGUACCAGAUGUCGUGGCUCGGCCAUGACGCUCCGCCACAAGUCUUCGGUCUGCUGUCUGCGCCUGCUGCAGGAUGAGAACUACCUUCUGGCCAGUGACAUGCAGGGCAAGAUCAAACUGUGGGACCUGCGUGUGCAGAGAUGGGUACAGGACUACCCUGGUCACGUGAACCAGUAUGCUCACAUACCUCUCAUUGUGGAUUCUCAGGAAAAGUUCAUUUUUGCAGUUGGCCAGGACUGUCACACCCGUAUGUGGAGCCUGCAGGACGGUCAGCUGCUGAGGACCAUCCCUUCUCUCCACCCGGCCACACAGGCGUCCAGACCUACCAUAGCCUUCUCCUGGGGCUGGGGUGGGGAGGGGGGCACCCCCGGGCUACUCAUGGGCAUCAAGGACGAGUUGUACUGGUACAAGCUUGGGCUGUCUGAAUGAAAGAC